Dryobates pubescens (Downy woodpecker) is the source of this 1466-nucleotide messenger RNA. It is a transcript of the gene ERP44, whose product is annotated as endoplasmic reticulum protein 44. The transcript has 12 exons. The coding region runs from base 123 to 1343 and encodes 406 amino acids. Lineage: Eukaryota; Metazoa; Chordata; Aves; Piciformes; Picidae. The record is from RefSeq and is a predicted model, not a curated record.
GGCGGGGAGCGCGGGGCCCCGCGGUGGAACUUGCCCGGGUGUUUCCUGGCGACGGGGGAAGUGAGGAGCCGCCGUGGAGAGUGGGAGCCGUGUUUCUCCCCCUCCCAGGCGCCCGAUCUACCAUGAGACCCGCCAUCUUCCCGCUCCUGCCUGACCCUGGCUGCCUCCUCCUCGUCCUGGUGUCUUGGCUUUUUAAUCCAACAAGAAGUGAAAUAACAAGUCUAGAUAGUGGGAAUAUAGAUGACAUUUUAAACAAUGCAGAUGUUGCUUUAGUUAAUUUUUAUGCUGAUUGGUGUCGCUUCAGUCAAAUGCUGCAUCCUAUAUUUGAGGAAGCUUCUAAUGUAAUUAAGGAAGAAUAUCCAGAUAAGAACCAAGUCGUGUUUGCUAGAGUGGACUGUGAUCAGCAUUCGGAUAUAGCUCAGAGAUACAGGAUAAGCAAAUACCCAACUCUGAAACUCUUCCGGAAUGGCAUGAUGAUGAAGAGAGAAUACAGAGGCCAGAGAUCUGUGACAGCAAUAGCAGAUUACAUCAGGCAGCAGAAGAGUAACCCUAUUCGGGAGGUCCAGGAUUUGGAAGAAAUUAGUUCUCUUGAUCGCAGCAGAAGAAAUAUUGUUGGAUACUUUGAGCAAAAGGACUCUGAUAAUUACAGAACGUUUGAAAGAGUAGCAAAUAUAUUACAUGAUGAUUGUGUGUUCCUGUCUGCCUUUGGGGCUAUUUCAAAAGCAGAGAGAUUUAGCGGAGACAAUGUAAUCUACAAGCCACCAGGGGAAAACGCUCCAGAUAUGGUGUAUUUAGGCUCCCUAACCAAUUUUGAUUUGAUCUAUGCAUGGACACAAGAUAAAUGUGUGCCACUAGUUCGAGAAAUUACAUUUGAAAAUGGGGAGGAGCUGACAGAAGAAGGCCUUCCUUUUCUCAUACUUUUCCACAUGAAAGAUGACUUGGAGAGUUUAGAGAAAUUCCAACAGGAGGUUGCACGACAGUUAAUAAGUGAAAAAGGUACGAUAAACUUCCUCCAUGCUGACUGUGAUAAAUUCAGGCACCCACUCCUCCACAUUCAGAAGACUCCAGCAGACUGCCCUGUUAUUGCCAUUGAUAGCUUUAGGCACAUGUAUGUCUUCCCAGACUUCAGCGACUUGUCAGUUCCAGGUAAGCUGAAGCAAUUUGUACUAGACUUGCAUUCUGGAAAGCUGCAUAGAGAGUUUCAUCACGGCCCUGAUCCAACUGAUGUAGCACCUGGACAGCCCAUUCAGGACUUAGCAAGCAGCCCACCAGAGAGCUCAUUCCAGAAACUGGCACCCAGUGAACAUAGGUACACCUUAUUGAGGGAAAAAGAUGAACUUUAAAAACUUGAAAUAAUCUUGCAAGCCUUUCAGACAGCAGCAUUGACUUCUGUGUGGUGGAAAUAGUAAACCUAUAUUUUCAUAAUUCUAUGUGUAUUUUUAUUUUGAAUAAACUGAAAAAAUGUU